Molecule: messenger RNA, 4787 nt
Organism: Branchiostoma floridae (Florida lancelet)
Lineage: Eukaryota; Metazoa; Chordata; Leptocardii; Amphioxiformes; Branchiostomatidae
Product: fibropellin-1-like
Exons: 27
Coding region: 1-3207 (1068 amino acids)
Biological process (GO): Notch signaling pathway
Molecular function (GO): Notch binding; calcium ion binding
Source: RefSeq, a predicted model, not a curated record
AUGAAGAGUGGUUAUAUCAAAGACGAUCAGCUGACGGCUUCCAGUUGGAACACGACGUGGUACUACCAACCCUGGGAGGCCAGAUUAAAUGGGUCCAGAGCCUGGCAGACUAACACCACGGAUCCGUCACCAUGGUUACAGGUGGAUCUUCGCCCGCCAGGUUCCCCUCGGUACAUCACGUCCGUCCAGACCCAGGGUCUAUGGCAGGGUUGGAUAGCUUCAUACUCCGUGCAGAUCAGCAACGACACAACGGACUGGGUUUCAUACGAGAAGAAUUUUACUGGCAACAAUGACGGAAGGUCAAUAGUACAGGUCGAUGUGGACCCGCACAUUUAUGCCAACUUUCUCCGGAUCUACCCGAACACCUGUCACGGGGCGUUAUGUCGGCUCAGGAUGGAGCUGAUUGGCUGCGACGGAAUUGACCACUGUGGUUUUUUCUUCAUCUUUAUGUUGUCAACAGAUAUUGACGAAUGUGUGUCCGGUCCAUGUCAAAAUGGCGGCACCUGUACCGACGGAGUGAAUGGUUACAGUUGCACAUGCGCACCAGGGUUCACCGGUCAAACAUGUGGGAUAGAUAUUGACGAAUGUGUGUCCGGUCCAUGUCAAAAUGGCGGCUCCUGUACCGACGGAGUGAAUGGUUACAGUUGCACAUGCGCACCAGGGUUCACCGGUCAAACAUGUGGGAUAGAUAUUGACGAAUGUGUGUCCGGUCCAUGUCAAAAUGGUGGCACCUGUACCGACGGAGUGAAUGGUUACAGUUGCACAUGCGCACCAGGGUUCACCGGUCAAACAUGUGGGAUAGAUAUUGACGAAUGUCUGUCCGGUCCAUGUCAAAAUGGCGGCUCCUGUAUCGACGGAGUGAAUGGUUACAGUUGCACAUGCGCACCAGGGUUCACCGGUCAAACAUGUGGGAUAGAUAUUGACGAAUGUGUGUCCGGUCCAUGUCAAAAUGGCGGCUCCUGUAUCGACGGAGUGAAUGGUUACAGUUGCACAUGCGCACCAGGGUUCACCGGUCAAACAUGUGGGAUAGAUAUUGACGAAUGUGUGUCCGGUCCAUGUCAAAAUGGCGGCACCUGUACCGACGGAGUGAAUGGUUACAGUUGCACAUGCGCACCAGGGUUCACCGGUCAAACAUGUGGGAUAGAUAUUGACGAAUGUGUGUCUGGUCCAUGUCAAAAUGGCGGCACCUGUACCGACGGAGUGAAUGGUUACAGUUGCACAUGCGCACCAGGGUUCACCGGUCAAACAUGUGGGAUAGAUAUUGACGAAUGUGUGUCCGGUCCAUGUCAAAAUGGCGGCACCUGUACCGACGGAGUGAAUGGUUACAGUUGCACAUGCGCACCAGGGUUCACCGGUCAAACAUGUGGAACAGAUAUUGACGAAUGUGUGUCCGGUCCAUGUCAAAAUGGCGGCACCUGUACCGACGGAGUGAAUGGUUACAGUUGCACAUGCGCACCAGGGUUCACCGGUCAAACAUGUGGGACAGAUAUUGACGAAUGUGUGUCUGGUCCAUGUCAAAAUGGCGGCACCUGUACCGACGGAGUGAAUGGUUACAGUUGCACAUGCGCACCAGGGUUCACCGGUCAAACAUGUGGGAUAGCUACGUUUUCAUUGUCCGGUCCAUGUCAAAAUGGCGGCACCUGUACCGACGGAGUGAAUGGUUACAGUUGCACAUGCGCACCAGGGUUCACCGGUCAAACAUGUGGGAUAGAUAUUGACGAAUGUCUGUCCGGUCCAUGUCAAAAUGGCGGCACCUGUACCGACGGAGUGAAUGGUUACAGUUGCACAUGCGCACCAGGGUUCACCGGUCAAACAUGUGGGACAGAUAUUGACGAAUGUGUGUCCGGUCCAUGUCAAAAUGGCGGCACCUGUACCGACGGAGUGAAUGGUUACAGUUGCACAUGCGCACCAGGGUUCACCGGUCAAACAUGUGGGACAGAUAUUGACGAAUGUGUGUCUGGUCCAUGUCAAAAUGGCGGCACCUGUACCGACGGAGUGAAUGGUUACAGUUGCACAUGCGCACCAGGGUUCACCGGUCAAACAUGUGGGAUAGAUAUUGACGAAUGUGUGUCUGGUCCAUGUCAAAAUGGCGGCACCUGUACCGACGGAGUGAAUGGUUACAGUUGCACAUGCGCACCAGGGUUCACCGGUCAAACAUGUGGGAUAGAUAUUGACGAAUGUCUGUCCGUUCCAUGUCAAAAUGGCGGCACCUGUACCGACGGAGUGAAUGGUUACAGUUGCACAUGCGCACCAGGGUUCACCGGUCAAACAUGUGGGAUAGAUAUUGACGAAUGUCUGUCAGGUCCAUGUCAAAAUGGCGGCACCUGCACCGAUGGAGUUAAUGGCUACAAUUGCACAUGCGCACCAGGGUACACCGGGCAGACAUGUGUAAUAAAUGUUGACGAAUGUCUGUCAGGUCCAUGUCAAAAUGGCGGCUCCUGUAUCGACGGAGUGAAUGGCUACAGUUGCACAUGCGCACCAGGGUACACCGGGCAGACAUGCGUGACAGAUACCGACGAGUGUGCAUCUAGCCCCUGCGCCAACAACGGCACAUGUAUUGAUGACGUCAACGGCUACACGUGUAUUUGUUCUAACGGCUUUAACGGUCGGAAUUGUCAAACAGAUAUUGACGAAUGCUUGUCAAGUCCCUGCCUUAACGGUGGAACGUGUACCAAUGACGCAAACAGAUACACAUGCGUCUGUGCAGCCGGAUUUAACGGUAAAAUCUGUGAAAAUGAAUUGACUACAACAAACUUGCCUCCAACUGUAACUCCGACUCCCGGUAAGGACAAAGUGACAGUUGGUGUAACAAAACCAGGAGCUUCAGGAGGGACGGACUUCCUCUCAGUGUCUGCCGCAGACGUCGCCUGGAUCGCCCUGUGGACAGCCGUGGCCGUGGCCAUCUUACUGCUGCUCAUCAGCGUCAUAGCUCUCUGCUGCUGCCUGGUCAAGACUUGGAAGAAGGACAGGAGGGUUGAAAGCGACGAAGAGUUGAUACUUGCCCACCGUGAUUCAACUAUUGGGGUUGGCCGACCUCGUCCCAGGAAGCUAUCGCCUGCAGUCCGGUUCCCAACAGAAAGGAGGCGUUGUGACACCACAAAGAAGUCGCCAAUGAAAGUAAGUCUGACGGAUGUGGAGACGCCGGUGAUCAUCCCCCGUCCGUACGUCAGGAACUACAACUCACCGUGGGACCCCCUGGACUUUUAGAUAGUAGCCAAUGGGAGAAGGGGAAAUGUGACGUCACAGGCUAGGUGCCAUGUUGGUUGGUUAAAUUUGUAAUUGAUGGGGCACACCCUCCGUUAUUUCAAUGUACAAUUCCUCGAAUUUAGAACCCACAAUUCGGGUUCUUAAUUCGAGGAUGUACAUCCACAAGUCUACAGACCGUCUUUUCUACUGCAUAUUUCUAAAGUAAUCAAUGAUAAGAACGUGUAUAGUAAUGAAGGAUAUUCUACCUAUAACAGAAGUCGAGUUUCAGUUUCUUUAACCUCUUACUAGCAGUAAGAGGGGAGGGGGGGGACUACUUAGAGAGCAGGCUCUAUGAGUCGGGCUUUUUAUGAGCUAUUUUAUCACUGGUGGCAUAUCAGUUGUAUUGCACAGGUUUCUUUUUCUCUACUACACAAUAAGAACCACGUGCAAUAGAAUUACUGAUGUGCCAUCAGAAAAACAUAUCAUGGACUUCCAGUAGAGUCCAUACAUUCCUAUGUGAUGUCAUCAUCGUAAAUGCAACUUCCAAGCUUAAUUAAUGGCAGAAAUUUUAAAAUAUUUCACUUAGAAAUAUUUCUUACCAGUUCUACCUAUCAACAUCAAUCAAUCAAGCCACAAGACAUGAAAAUGCUUGAAACUAUUUGUAAUUUUAUUACUAUUAACAUUUCCAUUCACAUGUACAUAUUGUACAGAACAUAUGUACAUGUUUAAUUGUUAGCAACAAAAUAAAGCUUACAACUGCAGUACAGUAUCACAGCCAUGGAUAUGAACGUAAAGUAUUUUUGGUACUUUUACAAGUAUACAAGGGGCAAUAAUAACUAUAAGUAUCAAAGUUUUGUUCCAGGUAGAGGAAAAAUAGACAUUUUAUUGGAAUCAAUGUUAAUUUUUGGCUCAAUUGGCAUUAGAACUUGGCUAGCACUGGCUAAUAUCUUGUUUAUACUUUUUAUAUCACAUUACAUUACGUACCUUUUUUUAAACAAUGAAGGCAUGUUGUAAUUUUCCUGAUCAUCAAAGUAUUUUCAAGUUGUGAGCAAAAUCCACUCCUUAAUUAAUGCAUCAAUUCAGAGAUUUCAACAGGAACUUAUGUGUCCAUUUGUUAUUCAUAAAAAUCAAAACAUUUGGGAAUCAACUAAAUUUCCACCUUCAAUACCAUGUAUGGUCAUUUCACAAAUUGACAUUUUUACAACCUUCAAGGCAACAUAAAAUUCCAAAUCAUUUACAUACAAUGAAGUACAUGUUGUAUCAGGAUUUCUUACAUAUAAGUUUCAUCCAGCAGUGUAAAUUUUUCAUGAUUUGCGGGGGUUGUUUUUUUUUCAAAUCAUUCUUUACACAGCACUGUAAGGAUUCCAUUAUACACAAUAUUAAUAGAUGGCAUCUGCCCGCGUAUCAAUUUUUGUCUGUUUCCCAAAAAACUUUCUCAACUACACUGUAAAUUGUACAAAGCAGCUGCAGCAGGAGCAAGUACAUACCAUACAGAUUGCAAAAUAUAGCAGAAAAGUAAAACUUAUGUCGUAGAAUGUCACUGUCAUUUCCAAAGUCAACAAAGAAAAUGAGAAAGAAUUAAAAUUCUUCAGUAUACAAUA